CGGGGUUUGUGGUGGAGGCGGAGACAGAAAAAGUUUGCUUUUGUCUCAACUUUUGCUGGAAGUUUGAUCGGAAAAGUGUCAGAAGAACCGGGGGAGAACCGGGACAGAACCAGAGGAGAACCAGAGGAGAACCGAGUCAGAACAGGAGGAGAGCCGGGACAGAACCGGAGGGUCCGUUCCUCCCACCCUCUUCCCUCCACAGACCCCCGCGCGGGAUGGUCCGGUCUCGGCGCCGCGCGCCUCCGGAUCUCCUCUCUGUCUCCAAACGCGUCCUCGUGCAGGACUUCUAACCUCGCACGCGCUCAGCUCAAAUGAGGCGCGCGCGGCUGGCUGCAAGCGAGCCCAGGUGACGUCACUGAUCCGGGAUCAAUAGUUGUGCCCGCACGCGGGUCCCGGGAUCCCGGAGGGAGGAACCCAUGCGGGACCGGAGGACCCGGGGGGGAGCGUCCCCACGCGGGCUGGGACCGCUGCUCCUCCCGCUGCUGCUGCUGCUGGGUCGGAACCGCGCGGACGAAGAGGUUCUGAUGAACACCAAGCUGGAGACGUCCGACCUGCGAUGGACCGCCCACCCGGUCGACGGUCAGGAGUGGGAGGAGCUGAGCGGCUUCGAUGACGAGGCCAGAAGCGUCCGCACCGUUCAGAUCUGCACUCCCAGCAGCCCCGCCUCCUACUGGCUGAGGACGCGCUGGAUCCCGCGGCGGGCGGCGACCAAGCUGCUGGUGGAGAUCCGGUUCACAGUGAUGGAGUGCUCCAGCAUGAACCAGCGCCACUGCAAGGAGACCUUCAACCUGUUCUACUACGCCGCCGACGCCGACGAGGCCACGCCCACUCACCCCGCCUGGAUGGAGAACCCCUACACCAAGGUGGCCACCAUCGCCGCGGACCACCUGCUGCGGAAGGACGGCGAGAAGCGCUCCAACCUGAAGCUGCUGGAGCUGGAGGUGCGGCGGGGGGCGGGGCUUUACCUGGCCUUCCAGAGCCAGGGCGCCUGCAUGGCGCUGCUGUCCGUGCGCGUCUUCUACAGGAAGUGCCCGCCCGUCCGCCGCGCCUUUGCCUCUUUCCCGGAGACCGUCCCUCACUCACUGGUGGAGCAGGCUCAGGGCGUGUGCGUGGAGAACGCCGUGACCCCGCCCGGCGAGGACGCCCAGCCUCCAACCAUGCUGUGCGGCGAGAACGGACGGUGGGUGGAGCAACCCACCUCCAGCUGUGCCUGUCGCCCCGGUUACGAGGCGGACGACGCCUCCAUGCGCUGCAGAGCCUGUCCUUCAGGACACUUCAAGACGGCCUCCGGAGGGGGCGGGUGCUCGCCCUGCCCCGCUAACAGCAACACGCGGAUCCCAGGCUCCGCCUACUGCCCGUGUCACCAAGGCUUCGACCGCGCCGACUCUGACCAUCCGGGCGCGGCGUGCACACGCCCGCCCUCCGCCCCCCGCCUGCCCGUCAGCCAGCUCAACGACACCACGGUGACGCUGGAGUGGAGCGAGCCGCUGGAGCGAGGAGGACGGGUCGACCUGACCUACAGGGUUCUGUGCUCCAUCUGUGGUCCCGCCGUGGGACUGGUGGCGUCCUGUGUCCCGUGUGACGACAGCGUUCUGUUCCAGCCGCCACAGCCCGAGCUGACUCGGCGCCGGGUCGUCAUCAGAGGACUCCGCCCACAAACCAGAUACAUGUUCACCAUCCAGUCGGUGAACGGGGUGUCUGCCGUCAGCCAAUCAGAGCCCGCCUCGGUCAGAGUCAAUGUCACCACCAGCAGAGACGUCCCGCCCCCAGUGACCGCCCUGAGAGGCGCCGCGGCCACAGAAAACAGCCUCUCUCUGGAGUGGAGCGCUCCGGUUCUGCAGAACCAGCACGCCGUCCUGGACUACCAGGUCCGCUACAGCCGCAGGGACGGCCAGGAGGCGGGGCAGUGGCAGUACGUGUCCAGCAGGUCCGCCUCCGUGGUCCUGACGGGGCUACAGCGGGCGGCGCCGUACCAGGUGCAGGUGCGGGCGCGCUCGCAGGCCGGAUACGGGUCCUUCAGCGCCACCACCACCUUCAGCACGCUUCCGGACGGCGGGGCUAACCCUCAGCUGGUGCUGACUGCGGUCCUGAUCUCUGUGGGAAUUCUGCUGGCGGUUGCCGCGACGACCGCUGCGCUGCUCUGCUACCGGAGGAGGAGGCGGAGCAGGAGGCGUUCGGAUGUCAGCGACAAACCUGGACAUUACCAGAUGGGACAGACGAUGAAGGUCUACAUCGACCCGUUCACCUACGAGGAUCCCAACGAGGCCGUCAGGGAGUUCGCCAAAGAGAUCGAAGCGUCCUUCGUCAAGAUAGAGGAGGUCAUUGGAGCAGGUUCAUGGAGAACGGAGCGCUCGACAGCUUCCUGAGGGUGAAUGACGGGCAGUUCACGCCCAUCCAACUGGUGGGGAUGCUGCGUGGGAUCGCUGCAGGGAUGAAGUAUUUGUCGGACAUGAACUUCGUCCACAGAGACCUGGCGGCCCGGAACAUCCUGGUGAACUCUAACCUGGUCUGCAAGGUGUCAGACUUUGGCCUCAGCAGAGUCCUCACCGAGAACUCUUCAGACCCGACCUACACCAGCUCCCUGGGAGGAAAGAUUCCCAUCCGCUGGACGGCUCCUGAAGCCAUCGCCUACAGGAAGUUCACGUCUGCCAGCGACGCGUGGAGCUACGGCAUCGUCAUGUGGGAGGUGAUGUCGUACGGAGAGCGGCCGUACUGGGACAUGAGCAACCAGGACGUGAUCAACGCCAUCGAGCAGGACUACCGGCUGCCGCCUCCCCCCGAAUGCCCCGCCUCUUUGCACGCGCUCAUGCUGGACUGCUGGCAGAAGGAGCGAGCCAAUCGACCGCGGUUCUGCGACGUGGUGUCGGCGCUGGACAGGCUGAUCCGAAACCCCGCCUCCCUGAAAGUGACGCACCCAGAGGGGCCCAGUCCGUCCCAGCCCCUGCUGGACCAGCGGGUCCCGCCCCCUCUGUCGGCGUGCGGCUCGGUGUCGGAGUGGCUCCACGCCAUCAAGAUGGAGCGCUACGAGCAGAGCUUCCUGCAGGCGGGCCUGAGCAGCCUGGACGUGGUGGCGCAGCUGGACACAGAAGACCUGCUCCGGGUGGGCGUGACCCUCGCCGGCCACCAGAAGAAGAUCCUGUCCUCCAUCCAGACCCUCAGGGUACACAAGCUCCCGCCCCCCUUACUGUACUGACCAAUGAGAGUCCAGGCAGACUCCGCCCCCACAGACUGAUCGAACGCCAUUCUCAGGAAACAGAGGCUCCGCCCCCUUUAUGUGGCUGUGGGACUGAUCGUCCAAUCAGCAGACAGCCCAGGAGGAGCGCUGAUUCUGGACCUUGCAGGAUCUGGUUCUGAUCCGCUGACUGUCUGCUCUGGAUUUGCUGAGUCAUGUGACGCUCAGCUCAAGUGAGCCGACGUUCAGACGCCGACCUGCUCCUCCCCCUCGGACCUGGAGGAGCUCUGGAGAACCGUCUGCAGAAACGGGCCGGACUGCUGUGGGGGAUGUUCUGGUUCUGGAGGUUUCUAUAUUCCACAGCGAACGCUGAGAGAACAGUGGUUCUGAAAACCUGCAGAGCUCCAGGAUGGACCCCAGCUGAAGGUCCAGAAUGUCCUGAGGGUCUAGAAGAUCCAGAAGGUUCUGACCGUCCAGAGGGUCCAGAAGUUCGUCUCUUUUCCUCUGACCAAAAAAGUGUUGGUCCGACAGCCAUCAGAACCGGAUCAGAACUGCUGCGGACUGCCGGUUUCUGAUCCAAGGUCUUACAGAACCGCCGGUUCCUGAGCUGCUUCCGUGUUUCAGCACUUUUGUUCCUGAAGUCUGCUGGAGCUUCAGAGCUUCAACGUUUUCAUGUUUCUGUAAAGACGACAUUAAAGAAGGUUCUGAUGUUCUGAA
This is a messenger RNA of Oryzias melastigma (Indian medaka), 3889 nucleotides long. It is a transcript of the gene ephb4b, whose product is annotated as eph receptor B4b. NCBI's taxonomy places the organism in Eukaryota, Metazoa, Chordata, Actinopteri, Beloniformes, Adrianichthyidae. Gene Ontology annotation, biological process: cell surface receptor protein tyrosine kinase signaling pathway; central nervous system projection neuron axonogenesis; protein phosphorylation. Gene Ontology annotation, molecular function: ATP binding; transmembrane-ephrin receptor activity; protein binding. Gene Ontology annotation, cellular component: neuron projection; plasma membrane. The record is from RefSeq and is a predicted model, not a curated record.